GGGGGGCCACUGGGAGCCGUGAUAGCGUCCAGAUGUUCGUCUGUGCAAGUUACUGUGGUCGAUAAAGAUGCAACACGAAUUGAAUCAUGGAAUUCCGAAUCCCCGCCGUUACACGAACCAGGGCUCGCUGAAAUCAUCUCCGGCAUCAGACAACAUGCAUGGACGUCGACCGAAUACGUAAAAUCACGGCUCGUCUUCUCAACCGAAAUUCAGUCCGCAGUUCAAGAAGCUCAGCUAAUAUUGUUAUGCAUUGAUACUCCUACAAGGAUCAGUGGUCGGGGCAGUGGCUUUGCCGCAGACCUGGGGAAUAUAAAACAUUCUGUUGAGGCCAUUGCUCGGGCGGCGACCGAUGAUAUGAUGCUCAUGGGAAAAUCAACGGUUCCAUGUGGGGCUUCUCAGAUGAUUAAGACGAUUGUAAGCUUACCUUGCUCACUCUCCGUACAGGGCAUGUAUGGACGCGAAUGCAGUUAUUGUGGCAACUGACUGGGAUGAGCUUAAGUGCUCUUCCUCGAACAAUGAUGAGGCCCAGUCGUUGGAUUGGCAAAAUGUCUUGCGAGUGAUGCGAGAGCCGAAAUGUGUAUUCGAUGGACGGAACAUUUUGGACGGUGACUUCAUCCACAGUCUGGGUGGUCGCUAUGUACGAGUGGGAAUUCGUCGGAGUGGGACCGAGUGUCGCUAGCUUCUCUCUGAUUCGUCCAAACGGCACAAGCU
Aspergillus eucalypticola CBS 122712 is the source of this 711-nucleotide messenger RNA. RefSeq lists its product as uncharacterized. Gene Ontology annotation, cellular component: cytosol; nucleus. Gene Ontology annotation, biological process: glycosaminoglycan biosynthetic process. The record is from RefSeq and is a predicted model, not a curated record. NCBI's taxonomy places the organism in Eukaryota, Fungi, Ascomycota, Eurotiomycetes, Eurotiales, Aspergillaceae. The annotation marks the transcript as partial. Gene Ontology annotation, molecular function: NAD binding; UDP-glucose 6-dehydrogenase activity. The transcript has a single exon.